AUGGCGCCGACUCCAGUCCACUUCUUUUCACAUGGAUCCACGAUGAUGCUCGGCGAGGAGUCCUCGUCGGCUAAGUAUUGGAAACAAUGCGGUGACGAGGCACUUGAGCAUGGAAUUAAGGGCAUCGUUAUCAUGGGUGCUCACUGGGAUUGCUUCGGAGACCAAAUCCAGAUCUCGACCAGCCCGAACCCCGGUAAAAGCCCAGUCGCCUACGUUCAUCCCUCUAAAUAUCUUGAUUACAAGCUCAACACGGAUCUCGAGACAGCCAAGCGAUGCAUCAACUUGCUGGCAGAUGCCGGGUUUAAUGUGAGCGGCAAUGAUACAUUUGAAUGGAUCCACGACGUGUAUCUCAUCCUCAUCCGCAUGUUCCCAAAGGCAUGUCCGCCCACGACACUCAUCUCUUUGAACGCGCGCUACGAUCCCCACUACCACAUGAAAGUUGGCUCGACGGUCCGCCAGCUACGAAACGAAGGUUACCUUUUGAUCGGUACCGGAGGUGCAGUUCAUAACCUGUACAGGAACAGAUGGGGCCCUAUGCUUCGAUUCCGGGACAAUUUUGCUCAGGAAACCGCUCCGGAGCACUGGGCUUUGGAAUUCAGACAGGCGGUGGAAGAUGUCAUCACCACCACCUCCGGGCCACAGCUCAGACGGGCUAUGACACGACUCAUGAAGCACCCUGAGUACCGCGACGCACAUGCAACUGAUGAUCAUUUCAUGUCGGCUAUGUUUGUUGCGGGUGCGGCUGGGGACUUUGAGGACGAAGGAUCGAUCGGCUUUCUUGGAGCCGAGACUUGGGAGUUAACCAACAUGUGCAAUUCUCAGUUCACUAUUGGACGCUGGUAG
Molecule: messenger RNA, 843 nt
Organism: Penicillium odoratum
Lineage: Eukaryota; Fungi; Ascomycota; Eurotiomycetes; Eurotiales; Aspergillaceae
Product: DODA-type extradiol aromatic ring-opening family dioxygenase
Exons: 3
Coding region: 1-843 (280 amino acids)
Molecular function (GO): ferrous iron binding; zinc ion binding; oxidoreductase activity, acting on single donors with incorporation of molecular oxygen
Source: RefSeq, a predicted model, not a curated record